AUGUACGAUGAUCGGCUGGACGUCCCUGGGACAGCACGAGUGUUCGAUGAAUCAGGAGAGAUCGUUCAAACAGAUCACGUAAAUUUGUAUCCUAUGCCAAGUCUUGAUCCCGAAGAUCCUUUGAAUUGGUCGAAAGGUCGUAAAUGGAUAUUUCUUAGUUGUAUCAUUUGGUAUCAGUUCGUUGUUAAUCUUCAAGCGGCAGUUCUCUACGCUAUAUAUGUUCCGUUAAGCGAUGAGACUGGACUUACCCUUGAUCAACUCAACGCAGGUACAGGCUACCUUUAUCUCUUCAUUGGUAUAUCGGCAAUUAUAUCUCAACCUUUGGCUCUGGGAUAUGGCAAAAGACCUAUCUAUAUAAUAUCAACUUUUGCUUGUGCUUUGUUAAACGUUUGGACUGCCUAUAUACCAAGUAAUUCACAAUGGAUCGGAAGUCGUUUACUUUUAGGUUUCUUCUUGUCACCUGCUUACGCCUUGAUCCAAGUUUCCAUCACCGACGUGUUCUUCAUGCACGAGCGAGGACUACCUAUGGGUAUUUACGCAUUAGCUAUAUAUGCCGGAGGUUGUAUGGGUCCUAUUCUGAGUGGUCAAGUAUAUGACGCUAUGGGUUGGAAACCAAUUAUCUGGCUAUCAACAGGCUUGACGGUCAUUUCAGGUUUCGUACUUGUGUUCUUUUUGGAGGAAUCGUCUUUCAUCCGUCGAACUACCGCAAUUUCAUCUUUGACGAAUCCAGAAGAUCAAUACGAAGGUGUUGUUGCUCAUGGGGGCGACGUCAAUCCGGCCGGCAGCGCAUCUUCUUCUGAAGUAGGCAAGAAUAUCAAGAUGGAUAAUAUUGAAGCUGGAGUAUAUAACGUCAAUCGUCAAUAUAUCCAAAAAGUCUCUUUACCGCUCAAUACUAAGUGGCACGGACCGCGUUUCUGGAAAUUCUCAAAACCACACCCACAAGCACAAGCGAUCAUCAUCAAAACCGUCUUUCAGUGUUUUAUGGUAUUGAGAUUACCUGCUGUCAUUUGGUGCGGUGUGACUUUGGGUGUAUUCCAGGCUUUCUACAACUUCGUCUCGGCGUUGGCAUCGGGCGUACUAGCAGAGGACCCCUAUAACAUGUCAACUAGCGCUGUUGGUUUGACUUUUCUUUCUUCCUUGAUCGCUGCCAUCCCAGUAGCGUUCCUCGGGGGACCCUUAGCGGAUUGGUAUGGGUUAUAUUGUGCCAAGCGAAAUCAUGGAAUCAGUGAAGCCGAACACAAGCUUCAUUUGUGGUUAAUUUGUGUUAUCCUUACUCCAAUUGGCUUAUUAAUGAUGGGACUUGGACCGUAUUACUCAUCUCACUGGAUAAUCUUUGUAUUAGGAUGUGGAAUAAUCAAUUUUGUCGGAACUUUUGGAACUUUAUUAGCAGUCAAUUACAUUUUUGAUUGUUUCCACGAAAUGCACCCAGAUAAUCCGGAUUCACCUUCUGCGGCUGCUCAAGACGCUGCUCCUUAUCUAUUAUCCGCCGUACUCAUCUGUAUGGUCUUCUCUUUCGCUUUGAGCUACGCAAUCACUCCUUGGUGUUUCGAAUGGGGACUUAGAAACUUCGGGAUAAGCUCGGCUAUCAUAUUCACUUUUAUCCUCUGCUCGACUGGAUUGAUGUUGAUCUACGGAAAGAGAAUGAGGAAAUCUGGAGAAGGAUACUAUAAGAAGAUUAUCAAUUGGUAA
Kwoniella shivajii is the source of this 1689-nucleotide messenger RNA. RefSeq lists its product as uncharacterized. The record is from RefSeq and is a predicted model, not a curated record. The transcript has 8 exons. Gene Ontology annotation, biological process: transmembrane transport. Gene Ontology annotation, cellular component: plasma membrane. Lineage: Eukaryota; Fungi; Basidiomycota; Tremellomycetes; Tremellales; Cryptococcaceae. Bases 1 to 1689 code for a protein of 562 amino acids. Gene Ontology annotation, molecular function: transmembrane transporter activity.